AUGUCCGCAGCUGAUGACACCACUUGCACAUCAUCGCCAACCGAUUCCUUGGUGCUGGGUGCGCAAUCCCACCUGCCGACCUUGUUGAACCCUGUAAAAGCGGUUGACACCAUGACAAGUAUAUUAUGGAAUUGCGUGAAGCUCAAUAAUACUAUUAGCAAGUAUGGUCGGCAAACUCAGCAAAUCUGGUCCACCACAGAAGUCGAAAAAAUGCGAUUGUACGUGGACGAUAUCGCGCAACGUGAAUAUGAAGAGGCGGUUCGUAUUGUGAGAAGAGACAACGCGCUUUUGGCAGGAAAAGAUAUGCAAGGCCGGUAUAAUGAGACCGUUUACUGGGACAUCAUUUCUAAAGGAGCCAAGUUGAUCCACCCUGCGACCUUACCCACCCCCAAGGAACCGCUGGACGAGUUUACCAUGGCCGAAAAGGUUGCGACAAAGGUGUUCAUGCGAGAAGCAGGGUUCGGAACCAGUGUGGAGAAUCAGCGGCGGUGUCGGAAUCUUUGGAAGAAGCUGUCUGAGAUGCGCAGGGCGGGUAUCAGCAAGAUUCUCCUAUACCGAACGAACGAAUUUGACACUUACUGCAAAAGUUUUACCCAAGAUGCUGGAUCUUUAACUGAUGUGGUUAUGUCGUGGGAAAGGGUCUAUGGCCCGCUACUAGAACAGCUGGAAAAUCGAAUGAUGAAACAAGGUGCUGAGGAUUUCACCGGUGUAUCGGAUCUCCUGCAUGCGCAUGUGGCAGAAAUAAUAGACGUCGGGAAAUCCUCGUGGAAUAAUGCGUUCAAUAAGUGGCGCUUCAAGCGAGAAGCAUCCACAUUUGCACUCGCAUGUAAACCUGAUGUUGCAUCAGAUGACCCUCUGUGGUGCGUCGCCGAUCAACAUAUCGCGUCUGAGAGCGGCCGAAACAAGUCAAUCUUUAUAUUUCUUUUCCGGAGAAAUAACAGAUUUCUGUCUGUCUGCCCCAUUGUGCCGGUGAAUCAAGGAGAUCUCCUCGGUGUCUUCGCUGGAGAACUUCGUUUCUCCAACGAUUUCGACAAUCUAUACGGAAUUCGAGGGCCUUCCGAAAAAUUAUGGUUAGACUAUUCACAGGUUACUGGAACGCUGAAUCAGAUGAAAGUUUCGCAGCACCGUAAUGAGGCAAAUGUGCAACUUCAUUGGGAACCGGUUAACGAGCAUAGAGGUAAAGACUCAAGCGUCUCAUGGAUCAUUUCAGUUCGGGCAAUCAAAGCUAUUAUGCCAUUCGAGGAGAUCGUCCGAGAAGCUCCUCAAAAAGAGCAAUACCUUCUUCAUCGGUCGGAAAUUUUUGCCAAGCGAGGAUUCACAAAAAAUAAGCCCGAAUCCGGAAAAUGGGGUGCCGCUAAGACGUAG
This is a messenger RNA of Talaromyces stipitatus ATCC 10500, 1365 nucleotides long. RefSeq lists its product as uncharacterized. The transcript is spliced from 2 exons. The record is from RefSeq and is a predicted model, not a curated record. Bases 1 to 1365 code for a protein of 454 amino acids. NCBI's taxonomy places the organism in Eukaryota, Fungi, Ascomycota, Eurotiomycetes, Eurotiales, Trichocomaceae.